Botrytis cinerea B05.10 is the source of this 4655-nucleotide messenger RNA. RefSeq lists its product as hypothetical. Lineage: Eukaryota; Fungi; Ascomycota; Leotiomycetes; Helotiales; Sclerotiniaceae. The record is from RefSeq and is a predicted model, not a curated record. The transcript is spliced from 4 exons. The coding region runs from base 210 to 4304 and encodes 1364 amino acids.
GACAACCAAAACAAUCAUACAGCAUCACUAAGUUUACGAAAUUUAAGACUUCGGCCCAUACUCUCAUGACCACCACAACGCAAAUCGCCCAACCUUCGAUUAAUGCUAAUAGCUUACAAAGAUAUGAUCCUGCCAUCUUCCAAGUAAUUAAUCACGUCAAUAUAUUCGGUACUCUAUAACACGACGCGCUGUUUUGAACAGCAGCAAAAAUGACGGCAAUGCGACCAAACAAACGAUUGCCCGUAGGGUCGAAAGGAUGGAUAGAAGAGGAACGAUCAAACGCGCUGGAGCUUGCGGCAACAGAGGCAGAGGAGUUUACAUUUGCUGCCAGGAAUGAGAUUGAUUGGUUAAAUGAACACAUGGCCGAGAUAUUCAACAAGAAUCAAGUGAACGUUGCCGAAAUAUUUAAAACGCCGGGGAAGUUACGUGGGAAGACACCUAGAACAGCUAGGAAACUGAAUCAAUUGGAAGUGCGCGCACCAUUAUCCGAUGUCUUUUCAGCAACACCACAAGGAGCCCCAAGUCCAUUCAGACAAGCACAUCACGAACGAUCACCUCCAAAAUUCCGAGUAGCAGAGGACGCCCCGGCAGAACCUCAGGAGCAACCUACUCAACCGCAACCCACACCUUCGCGACCUACGCCUUCACAUCGUCCAUCUAGCUCCGGCACUGCGCAUAGCAGUGUUCAGCGCAAAUCUUUCAUCAAUGCACUUGAUUCUGGUUAUUACGGAAGUCAGCUUGAGGAGGCGACGCAACCUAAUACCCAACCUACCGAACCAGCACCAUUCGCAACAACUCCACCCCGACCACUCACACCCCGAGAAGAUACAAUCGACAGUGAAGGCAAUGAGGAUAUUGCAAGUAAUGCAGGCAGCAUAGAGGAUGAAGAAGGCACGCCCGAGGACAAGAAAGCCCCCGUCGAAGAGAUUCCAGUCACAGAUUUAGAAUCUGAAGAAAAACGAACUGUCGAGGUCUCAUUUCAAUCUGCACGAGAACGUUCGCCAAUAGCGGCCACUAUUGAGGUAGAAGCACAGACGGAAACAGGGACAGAAGCUCAACAAAUUGAGGCUGUAAAACAAGACAGGGAACCAAAAAACGAAGAUCAGAUCAUGGGCGAAGUCGAGUAUCCAAAUCUCGAGUUACAGCCUCAUGAUCAGAGCUCAGUCCAUUCAUCACCGGAAAAGCGCCCACAACAUAAAUCUCCAUCUGGAUCUCCCUCAAAGGCACAAUCUCCAUCGAAAGAGCCCUCGGCAGAACCACAAUCUUCGCCAUUUGCCCGACAAGAUGACCGACAAGAUGAAGACGAGCAGAUGGAUGAUAUUCCUGAUGCUCAAUCUGCUUCAGAUGGAUCAAGCCCCAUACGCCCGAUUUUCCGCAAAAGCAGUUUGAAUUUUGCUUCUCUACCUGCGCGAGAUUUAUCCAAGAAAAGUCUCGGACAUCGUACUUCGCGUACUAGUCACUAUGGUCGGCCUACGGGCGGAAAGAGUCUGGGCAACGUUAAAGAAGAUCUCGCAAACAAAAACGAAGAUGAAAUGGACGUUGAUGAAGGGGUCGAGUCGACUGGACGGGAAGAAUCUGAAGCCGAAACAUUACUGGCACGUAUUCACAAUAAAACAUCGACACAACGUCUUCAGGACCAGAUCAGUAAGCUUGGUCAGUCCCAGCCUACAACCAGACCUGCCUCGAAAUCUCUUGUAGGUGGCAUAAUACCCUCACGCCAGUCGAUACAAGCGACUCAACCUCCAACGCCACAACAUAAAGAGAAAGCAUCGCCACCGUCAAAAGACAAGUCCUUCGCGACCCCAGGUGCCUUCCCCGAAGAUGAAGAUAGCUGGAUUGGACCUCCAACAACAGCCUUGCAGGAAAAGUCGAUUUUCAGCCCUCGCCCAACCAUUUCCAAGAAUCACACUGCAGAUGUGAUGGAGAGCGUGCGUGGCAAAGAAACUGUCAGUGGAUCAGAAUUCAACGUUCCCGACAAUGAAGAUGAAGGAAAGCAAACAUCACCGAUCCGGGACACCAAUGUGAGAGGUCUAACUAAAUCUAUUUCAACUUCAUUCAUCUCCUCGCCCAAGAGAGCAGCUGGGUCACAAAGUCCUAACAAAUUGAUCUCGGUCUCUAACCCAAAUCUUCCCAUUAAUGCAAUCGAUGAGGAUUCUACGACUCCUCCAAAGUCUCCACCCAGAACUCUUAGGGGAAGUCCGUUAAAGGUCGCGAAAGACAAAUUUUCAUCGAUUUUGAAAUCAGGAAAAACUUUAUUUGCAAGUAGCGCGGCUGCAAGUGCCGAAGCAAAAAUUGAGACUCUAUCAUCAUCUACAAGAAUUUACCAAAACAAUGUGCCUUCCUUUGAAGACGUACUUCAAAAUGAGAAUAACGAUGCGGAAGUCUCGUAUCCGAAAAUGGAUAUGCGUUUCAAUGAUUCGUUUCCCAAUCGUAUUCAAAGUCCUGUCAAAGCUACUACCCGUAAAACUAGAGCCUCUACUGAAAAGGAAGAGAAACGUAAAGAAGAGGCCGCUAGAGAGGCUAGAGAGGCCAAGGAAGCCAGAGAAGCGCAAAAGAUGAAUGAUCAAUUAGAGAAAGCACGCAUGAAGGUCAAAGAGGACGCACGUGUUUAUCAUCAAGAGCAAGAGCGAGCGGCAGCCAUGCAGAGGGAAUUAAUCUCCCGAAAAGAGCAAGAGAAACAGGCCAAGACGAGUCAGGUUGAAGCGCCAAAGACAACUCGAAGUAGCCCACGAAGAACGAAAGCUCAAUUAGAAGCGGAGGCCAUAGCAUCUACAGCUUCAUCUGCCAAUACGUCUUCUGGCAAGGAUACUGAUAUGACCGAUGCACCAGCAUCAAUGCCACCGCCUUCUAUUCCAAGACCAAAAUCUCAAAUUGGGCGACCACAGGCUAAACGGCCAUUAAGACCAGUGAAAGACGCUGCUCCCAAAGCCAAGGCACCAGCGACUGUGAUACGUGUCGACACUGGCUCCUCACGUGGUCAGCAAUAUCAUCCAUCUAAUACGACACUUGCAGCAACCUUGGAACAGUCCUUACAAUCUUCCCAAGGCGGACACCUACGAAAUAAAGCUAGCUCUAGUUCGCUACAAAGCAAAUCCUCGAAUAACAGCUUCAAGGCGCAAGCUAACAAAGCUCUAGAAGCAGCUGCACGAAAGAAGGAGGCGGAUGAACUUGCUGCUCAACAAAGAAGGGAUGCAAAGUUGGAAAUGGAACGCCAGCGAGCCGCUACGAAGGAAGAGCAAAGGCGACAGAAUGAGCUAACUAUUAAACGUGACCAAGAGCGUCAACGGGAGCAGCAGAAAGAAAUCAGUCUUAGCGAGGCCAAUAAAAGAGCCAUCGAAAGGGCGAAGCAGAAGAGAGCUCCUCCACCAGCUAUUCGACCUCAACAAAAUACCGAUCAAUGGCUCGAAAAAUCAUUGCCACCAGUUCCACUUCAAAGAAAUGAUCUAGGCGGACAAGCAAAAGCUGCCCGUAUGAACACUGCCAAAGCACCCCCGAAGAGACCUUUGCUGGAGAACAAUGAAGAGGUUGCUCGUCCACCCGUUCAGCGAAAUGCUCCUUCAAAUCACGGUGAUCCUCGCACCAAACGUCAAAGGACCAACGAGUAUCUUGAUGAAGAAGAUGAAUUGACUGAGUCUCAUCCAAAAAUGACUGCUCCCCCAAUUCGUCAAUCCAGUAUUCGUCCAAAGGAGAUGCCCACAAAGUCGUUGUUUGCAAGCGGAUAUGCUCACGCUCCACCACCCGCUAAUCUACAAAGGUCUACUAUUGUUUCGCAACAUCAGAAUAAAAUUGGUAAUCCGAUGGAUAUGACUCAGGUUUCUAAGGGAGCCAUUCCAUUUGCAUCAAGCUCGAACGGACAGUCAUACAAAACACCCGCACGUAAUGUAAGCCAUGCCUCGGCAAAGGCGGCAAAGUCUGCAGCAAAAUCAUCACCACGAUACGAGAAUGGAGAGAACAUUGUUCUUCCCGAAAUACCUAGUGAUAGCGAAGACGAUGACGAUGAAGAUGAUGAGAAAGAGAAGAAAGCAUUUCAAGGACUUGGCUGGACAGAUUCUCCUGAGAUUCGCAAACAACUGGCACUCCAGGAAACCAUUGAUCCAUCUAAAAUUUUCGGACGACCCCAAGCCUUGAACAUGGAAGAGGUAUUCGAUAAAAGCAAGGAUCGAUUCCACAAAUUUAGGGCAAGGACAUCCAGUGCCAAUUGGAGUGGAUCUGAUCGCCUCACGGAAGAGGAGGUGCGUAAGGAUCUGGAAGGGAGAGAUCGUGUGCGAAGGCAAGGUGGAUGGAGUUAUGAUCCCUCAUUUUAGGCUGCGCAUCUCAGUAAGAAAGCACAGGGUCUCAACUAUUGCUCAAGAUAUUUUCAUGGCACAAGGGCGUGCAUCCUUUCACAUUUUGAGUAUGGUGAACUAUGUGGGAAAUGUUAUGGUUUUGGAAUGAAUUGAGUUCUUGAUGAACGAGUUCUGUUGCUUGAUUAUGUUAGAGUCAUGACCAUCAUGGAUUGGCGAUGGAGUAUACUUUUGAUUUUAUCGGAGUUUGGGGGGGACAAUAAUAAAUGAAGCGAAGAUUAAUCGUUCUCGCACAGGAUUGGAGUAACUCGUACCGAAGUACACAAACAACGGAAUAUGAACAAGUAAAACAUACAAUUAUAUGUGGAUAUA